Nicotiana tabacum (common tobacco) is the source of this 489-nucleotide messenger RNA. Its product is annotated as secreted RxLR effector protein 161-like. The record is from RefSeq and is a predicted model, not a curated record. Lineage: Eukaryota; Viridiplantae; Streptophyta; Magnoliopsida; Solanales; Solanaceae.
AUGAUUGGAUAUCUACUCUAUUUGACUGCCAGUCGUCCAGACAUAAUAUUUAGUGUAUGCAGAUGUGCCAGGUUCCAAGCAGCUCCAAAGGAGUCACAUUUAACUGUCGUGAAGCGAAUUAUUAGAUACCUUAUUGGAACUAUUUCACAUAGAUUAUGGUAUCCGCGCCUUAACAAUUUUAAUCUUGAAGGUUUUUCUGAUGCAGAUCUUGCCGAUGAUAAAGAUGACAGAAAAAGCACAAGUGGAACUUGUCAACUCCUUAGCAAAUCACUUAUUUCCUGGAACAGUAAGAAACAGGGAUCAAUUGCACUUUCUACAACUGAAACUGAAUAUAUUGCCAUUGGGCAAUGCUGUGCUCAACUACUUUGGAUGAAUCAUCAAUUAAGUGAUUAUGAUCUUUCGUUUAAGCCUGUUAAAAUUUUCUGUGAUAAUUUUAGUGCUAUAUGUCUUUCAAUAAUCCUAUGCAUCAUUUUAGAGCAAAGCAUAUAG